CGGCGCGGCCCGCGCGGGCGCUGCACUGCGGAGGCUCUGGCCGGAGUGGCCGGGAGCGGUGGCCAGCGCCGAACCGAGGGCUGCCGCCCGCCGGUGGUGACCAGCUUCGAGGACGAGGGACAGGGCCCACUGGACCCCACCCGCGCCUCCAGCUCAAACUGGAGAAAGAGAAUAAAAGCAUCCAGUAGAAGACCUUGGACGUCAGGAAGCGAAUUGGGAGAGGUGCCUGAAGAAAUGGAUGCUAGAAGAAAACACUGGAAGGAGAAUAUGUUUGCUCCUUUCUUUAGUGCCCAGGAUGUUCUAGACCAGCCUGAAUCUUCUUCUGAACAAAAGACUUCAGAGAAGACCAAGAAAAUGGAAGGAGUUUAUAAUUUGUCUAGCAGAAAGUUUCAAGAAGAAAGUAAAUUCAAGAGGAAAGAAUUUACUUCCCAACUAAAUGAAAAAGGACAAGGACCAAAUUUAAGAGCGAGAAAGAUAAACAUUUCAAAGAAUGAAGCAGAUGCAAAUUCUGCCUCCUGUGAAGCAUCUAAGUUGGGUGUUGCAGCCAAAGAAGGCUUGAAUAGCACAGAUGGUCAUUCCACCUGGACUACAAAGGAGUUACCAACUCCACCGCGACAAGACAAGAAGGACAAGAAGAAGAAAUUUACCAAAGGAAUGUCUCCCAAACUUCGCCUGAAUCUUCUGAAUGAAGAACUGGAAGAGCUAAAGAUGAAAUGCAAAGAAAUAGAAGAGGAAUUUGAAAAUGCUGAGAAAGAACUUUUGAACUCCAAAAGAGUAGUCUCCGCAAAACACCUAAAUUUUCAAGGAACAGGGAUGGAAACUUCGAAGAAAGACUGGGAACUUCAAGCUUUAAGAAAUGACCUAUCUGAAAAAGCAAUAAAUGUCAAAAACUUAACUGAAGAGCUCCAACAAGCCAAAGAAGUCAUCCACAAGUUGAGCCUGGAGAACAGAGAUUUGAAAGAAGCUGUUAGGAAGUUAAAGCGUCAGACUGAGCUGGGCAAUGCACUCCUAAGGGAAGAAAUGAAAUUGUAUUAUGAAUUAGAAAUGGAGAAGAUCCGUGGAGAGCUUGAUGCCAUCAAGAAUGAACUGCGAGCUGAGAAGAUCCUGCAAGCAAGAAAUAAUAGGGCUCUGGAGUUGCUUCGAAAACACUUUGCUUCUGUAACAUCAUCAAGUGCCCUUAACAGCUUUACAGGGGAUUUGUUUUAAAACUUAAAAAAAAAGCCUUUCAUUAGGCAAAUCAUUGAGCCAAAUCAGUGUUCCUUGUGCUUUCUUUGUGUACUACUUAAAGUGUGUGUAAUGGGACAUAAUUUUCAUUUUUGGUGAAUCCGAGUAUCUGUAAAACGUAUAGAUGUUAACUUCAAAGCUUCUGCUUUCUAAUGAAGCUAUUGUGAGAGUCCAAAUGAAAACGAAGCGUCAGAAGCCUUUUUUAUAUAUAUUUCACUCAAAGACAUGUAGUGAUUCGAUUCACCAAAUCAUUUAUGAAUACAAAUCAACAGCCAUUUUGUGAUCUUGUGAGCAAUGUGUCCUUGGCACAUGAAUAUUCUUCCAUCAGUGUUCAUUGAUGUUAACAAUAAAAAUCUUGUUUAUGUGUAUAAGCAUAA
Messenger RNA from Equus caballus (horse), 1601 nucleotides. It is a transcript of the gene CCDC160, whose product is annotated as coiled-coil domain containing 160. Lineage: Eukaryota; Metazoa; Chordata; Mammalia; Perissodactyla; Equidae. The record is from RefSeq and is a predicted model, not a curated record.